CGUGUCUUCAGUUCAAAAUGGCGGACGAAGAGUAGCAUUUCUGACAAAAUUUGUUGCGUUCCUCGAUUCACAAACGGAAAGGUUUAACAACAAUAAGGACAAAUAUGCUUCAUUGUCUAUAAAAUGAGGAGUAUUUGCCAUGUCUCUUUUGAAGAAAGGAGGAUAUACAACCUAUGUUACAAGCCAAACAGAAAACGACUCCCGGUCAGCCGAAAUACAAAAUGUUCCCUCCUCAAGGGUUUAUAUAUUUGGGAAUGAUGGCGCCGAUGAAGUUGGCAUUGAAGACUCAGCCGUGGAAAUGACAGAGCUGAGACCGAGGAGUAAAAACAAGAAGUCGUAUGCGUCGACGAAAUCGGUGGCUCAGCAAUAUAAAAAGACUGAAACUAUUGAUCGUGAUAUUUUGCCUAAUGAUUCCCUUCAGAGUUUGUCGUUACAGUAUGGUUGUACGGUAAGCUCACGUUUACAUUACGCUAGUGAUUUGUAACACUUAUACUUUCUUUGAUACUUAUUUCACCUCUCAUUCUUACAAAAAAUUAUAGAAAAAUGAUCGAAUGUCUUUAAUAACCAUUUGAUCUUUAAUUCUAUGUUUUUUGUAAUAAAUGUUAGACUACGUUACAAGUACGUCCCUCAUUUUCCUCAGAAGAAUUCGCGAGUGCGGGUGAAAAUCGCCAUUCGCGAGAAAGGUGACACGCGGAGGGGAGAAAAUGAGGUACUUAAGACAAAGCCCAAACUUUUGACCGUCCUCACAAACGAAAGAUUCUAGACAGUAAAUAUCUGAUCAUAAUGAAUGAUUAUCACUUUGGACUUUUCUUUAGGCAUGUCUUUGAAAAAUUUCUUUCUACUUCCUGUCAAAUAUAUAGAGGCAGGGCUCAAAAUAUUUUUUGGAUGGCAACGGUACACGAUGACCGGUCAAAGAUAUUUUUGCUUGGAAAAAUCUUGUUCCUGACUGGUCAAAAUAUUGGGAAAAAAGUUAAUGUAACUACCGGCAAUCCUUGUCAGGGCUGUCAUUAAGUGGUGGGGGCUGGGGAUUUCGCCCAGCUACUUUCAUAGGAAAAUAUAAGAAAAACAGAACCAAAAGAAAUCCUUAGCUGUUUGAUUCCCCGCCUACUUGUUGUAUUUACCUGGCAACAAAUCUUAGUGAUAGCCCUGGCUGUGUUUUUUUCUAGCUGUGAACGUGAUUGGGUUUUUUGACCCAUGCUUCCACCUAGAUUUCCAAAAGUGCUUGAGGCCCUCCUCCCCUCAGGAUUUCCAAGUUCAAAGACCCCCACCCACUCAUCCGGAUUUCCAUAAAAUAGUUAGACGCGGUAAUUUUAAUUCACACUCAAUUAUGUUGAAGAAUUCUUCUAGGCACUUAGAUGAUCUUUUUAUUAAAUAAGUCUCAAUUUUCCGUGAAUUCUGUGUUUGUUGUGAAAGUUAAGAUUACAUUUUUACAUCUUCUUAAACAGGCUUACACUUUUUGCAAAUGAGCUCACAUUUGAGUAACCUGAGAUCAGGCCCAAUUUGAGCGGUUCUCAUACAUUCUCUCUAACGGCUACCGCUGAAAUUGGGCCUGAUACAAACUCAUUCCAUUUGUGCUUGUUACGGCCAGAUUUUGGCCGUAACGCUGAUUGGCUGUUAGAACAAUGCCACAAGAUCUGAUUGGCUGUCAGAAAUGCCGGAAGUUGAAAGCGCUUAUACGUCACGUGGUUGUUUUCGUGAAUGAUCCGUCGUCAGCAGAGAGAAGGAUCGAUUUUGCUGUCUUUUUUAUUGUUUUAUGGUCUUACGGUAGGAAAAUAUGCCUUAAUAUGUGCCAUGGAAAUUCAGAAAAUUCAUAUGGUUGUCCAUAUCUUCUCAGGAUUUGCUUUAUUUACGGAAAGUGAGUGUAUUGCGGAGUUGAAUCCCAAGUUGUUGACCGCUAACAAGGUGCCUUUUGAUUUACCAACAAACGGGUGCAAAUCAAAAUACUGUCCAUCUUAAAACUGGUUUCAUUUGAAAGUUUAGCCGUGAAUGACUUCUCUGAACGGGGUACGCAAGCGGAGGCUCACUGCGAAAGAAACCUCAAUCGCCAACCGUGAAGUAUUAGACAAAAAAUAUGGCAUCGCUGUUCAAGGAAUUCCAGUGUUAACAGACUGGUUGUUUGCCUUCGCUUUUUGUAAAAAAUAAACCAGGAAAACUGGUGUCCUCGCUCGGUGGCUGUUUGCUUUUGUUUUUAAAGAUUUAUGUACUGAAAAUCGGGGGAAAUUGCCGAGGAAAAUAUUAAGGCAACAAAAAAGAGAAAUUUCAGUAUUUUAAAUUCGAGCGCGCCUAGCCAAAAUAAUAAAACUAUUAGAACAUUGUGUCGCCGUCUUUUCGAAAACUUUUUACCUUCUAUGCCAACAUAAAUAACAUACAUAAAUAACAUAAGAAAUAAGCAUCGAGAUCUCCCUUAAUGUCGCAAGAAGUUAAAUGUGAUUGUGCUGACUGUUUCAUUUUUAGCUGAAAAAAUUAACAGAUAAAAGCUAUUUUUUAAGUCAGCCAGUCUGCAUUUUUCCCGUGAGUGAAAAAUGUGCAUACUAGAAAAACAAGCAACGGAAGUAAUUUUGGUUGGCUGAUUUGGCAAAUGUCAAUCAAUCAAAAAAGUGGGCGGCAGACGUUUCGUAGAAGGUUUGUAUCAGGCUCUCUUUUCGUUUCGCCUUGCCCGCCCGAAUGCUAUUACAAAGCGAAAUGAAAAUUAAGCCUGAUCUCAGGUUAACAUUUGAGUGAACCUCCCUUUUUCUCUAGACCAGACAAAAUAUACAGCAAUAUAUACUGCAAUAGAGCCCAAAACUAACUAUGUACUCGAAUAAAAGGUUUUCCUCUUUGUUGAUAAAAAAUGACAGCGAAACAAAGAAAAACAACACUUAGUGGGUUAUUGCAUAAUGCGCUAUACUGCUAGCCACUGCACGUGCCUUUUAAAAAUGGCUGCCGGACAAUCACAAACAACCACAGUUACUUGUAUGGCAGGUUUGGCGGUAAAUCAUCCUGAAAUAGCUUUGACCUUGGAAAAAUGUAGAAAUCAUUGUUUGCUUAACUUGAAUUGAGCACUUUUUUUAUGAAUUGUGCGAUUUUUCUUGAGAUCUUCAAGUUAUCGCCUGUCGCUUCUACAUUUAAGUAAUGAAGGGGAGCCUAUGGAUGGAAACUUUAAAAAAAUAAAUGUGGUAAGAAGUCUAGUUUGAAAGAAUGAUAAACUUUGAAAACAUAAAGCAGUUUUUUCAAAACUUAUUGAUUGAAACAAUGGAGACAUCGAUGAAUGUAACUCCUGAGGAUAAAGUUAAACCCCCCUCCCAUCUGGAUUUCUAGAGCCGUUAUUCCCCCUCCCGUGAGAUUUUCCAGCAUGCCCUCCGUCAGGGGAGUGUGGAUUUUUUCUGGAAUAACCCAUUGUAUUUUUACAACGAGUUAAAUCUAAGAUUUACAGGUAAAAAUUAGCUGUUUCUUCAAGAAUGAGAGUGUGCGUGACUGGUCAACAUGUCUGGUUGGCAAAGUAGCCUUUGAGGCUAGACAUUGCUCCCUGACUGGCCGUUAUAUUGAGCCCUGAGAGGAAAGGUUGUUCAGCUUUUUUUAUCUGGGGCACCUCCAGAAAGUACGUUGCUUUUCAGGUCUGUAAACAAAACAUCGGGGUGCUGGAGUUCUUACUUGAUGCAGCGCAAAAAAAACAAGAAGAGAGAGAGAAAUUAAAAUGACAGAGAGCAUUCUUUCAUUAGUAUGGAAUUUCUCUCUUGUUUCUCAGAUGUCAUUUUACGGGAAGUUUGGUGGUGUGGCAAAAUCAUGGCUGUUUUCACAGGCUUGGAGCAAAUGGGUUAAUAUUUAAUUUUAAUUGUUUAUUCCAAGCCUUAUACUGAUUAUGCUCUAACUUAUUUUUUUCUGGCAGGUAGCAGAAUUAAAGAGAACAAAUAACUUGUACAGUGAUCAAGACUUCUACGCAUUAAAGACUAUCAAAAUCCCAGUUCGACAACAUGGUUUGUUGACAGAAACUGCCGAUAAGAAGAGAAGGCCUCCACCUUUAAUAUUACCUGACAAAAGGCCAUCUUCAUCAGCAGAUAUUGAUAGUGAUGAUGAUAAGUCAGAUUAUGAUGAACCUAGUGCAGAUUUUGUCAGAACUGUCAGUAUUCGCUCGGCGCUUGACUCCCCAAACAGCUUUUUACAACACAUGGACAAUGACCUCAAAAUGAUUUGCAAAUCCAUACCCUUGCGGAAGCAGAAUCUUGAUGAGGUUGCAAGGACGUUGACUGUUAAUUGCAUAAAUCCUAUAAAACUUAGAAAACAACAACAGGAGAAAGGCCUUGGAACUGCUUGUGGUAUUGGAUGGAAGGGAAUUAUAGUUGUUGUAUUUUUUGUUGGCAUAUUGCUGCCAGGACUAGUAGCUUUUUUAUAUCUUAGAAAGAAAGACAGCUAA
Messenger RNA from Porites evermanni, 4390 nucleotides. The record is from the annotation of a GenBank genome assembly. Lineage: Eukaryota; Metazoa; Cnidaria; Anthozoa; Scleractinia; Poritidae.